AUGGAGAGAGAGAUUUGUAGGAGACAUCUUUCAAGAGAAGGGACAGGAUGUGUUUGGGUGUUUAUGAACAUGUUUGAUUUCAGACAUGGUGGAUCUAACCAGAAGCUGUUGAUGGACAAGAAACGUGGAAGCAAAAGAAUCAUAGGUAUUGAGGCUAAUAAGGUUGAGAAGCAGCUUACUUGUGACUGUGAGGAGAGUGAAGGUGGAAUUCAGAGUGUGAAGAAGCUCAUUGAAGAGGAGAUUGAUGACAAGAGUCGGCAGAAGUGUGAUUUUGAAUGCAGAGGAAAGACAAAGGCCAAAACCAGCAAGAGGAGAAGCAGAACCAGUGAGGAUCUCAAUAUUUUGAGUGCUGGUGGUGAUGAUGAUCAUGCAGAGAAAACAGUUGAUCAGUGUCCAAGAACUUCUCAUGAUUCGAACAAUGAUGAUGAUGAUUCCGAAGAGAAGUUCAGCGAGUUGAUAAAGCGUUUGAUAGCUCAAAAAGACAGCGAGACAUUUCAGGUCUUGGAUUCUAAAGAAGAAUCAUUCCUGACUAGUGAUGAGCCAAUCUCUCAGAGAAUCAAAGAGACAAGCUCUUCAAAUGAAAAAUGUACAAUUGUAAUUUUGAAGCCAGAACCAAAUAGCUUGAAUGUUGGCUCAUCACAUGGAUACAAGGCCAAAAACAGGAGAUUCGGUUCUCGCUUUAUUCUCAGUAGACUCAGAAGAAGACUAAUUGGAAAGAAACCCUGCAAUACUCAACAAGAUCCUGAUCCAGAUCCAGAUGCAUUGUCUUCUCACAAGAAUCAAAACUGUUGUUUGGGACAAGAAAUGGAGACUAAUUCCGGGAGGCAUGUUUCAGAGGGUAAUAAAGAAGAAGAGACAAUCCAUGAUGGAAGUGAAGAUUCAAAGAAGAGUGUGUGUGGUAUAUACGUAACAGCCAAGAAACAUCUGUCUGAGAUGCUUGCAGAAGGAGACAUGUGUGUGGAGGUGCCGGAUAAGGAAGUGCCAAGAAUCCUCGGCAAGAUUCUUGCUCUCCCUGAGUUCUCCACACCAGUAACUAGUCCAAGAUUGACCUUUCCGCAAGAUUCUGUUGGUGAUAAACAGAUAACUGAGGAAUCAAAUACUCAGCAAUGCAGCACAGAAGAUUACCCUGUGUCUGAGACACUUGGGAUAGACUCAAACAAACAUGAAGAAACAGAGUUUACCAGCGACAUGCCAGUUCCAGAAGACAAUGGGAAGGAAGAGAAGAUUUUCUUGGAUUCCUUGUCUGAAGCAAUUAGCUUUUCCAUUAUUCAACAAGAUGCAUGUGUUGUUGAUGAAGAUAAGUUUGAAGUUGGUGAUAAAGAUGAGCAAAAACAACAACCCUUGGAAAAGGCAACAUUUGAUGAGAGGAAUUCACCAUGUUCUCCACCAAAUUCUUCAGUAAGAAUGUCUGAGUGCCAAGAAAAUGCCACUGAUUUUCCAGGAAAGUCAAGUCCUGUGUCUGUUCUUGAGCCUCUCUUUACAGAUGAUGACAUGAGUCCAGAUAGCUGCACCAGGUUCUCUUCAGCCGAAAUGCGGAUGCAACCACUCUGCAUAAGAUUCGACGAACCUGAGUCUCCAAGACUCAACGAAGACAAUGAUGAUGUCAAAACAAGAAUGGAUGACAAGGAACUGGCACUUGCAUACAUUGAAGCCGUGGUGAAAUCUUCAGACUUGAACUGGGAAGAGCUUCUGUCAAGAUCUUUUUACUCCGAGAAGAUUCUUGAGCAGGCUCUAAUGGAUGACAUAGAUUUCUGCUCUACAAAAUUCUGCACCGACAAGAAACUCCUUUUUGACUGUAUCAAUGAAGUACUUAUGGAGUUAUGUGAUCAUGGCCCUUGGAUUUCAUUCGCCAAACCCGAACUCCGGUUUUGUCCGGACAUGGAAAAUGCUGCUGAAGUGGUGCAAGAAGAGGUUUAUUGGCAUCUCUUGCCUUUGCCUUCUCCUCACACGUUAGACCAGAUUGUCCACAAAGACUUUGCUAGGUCUGGAAUCUGGAUGGACCUCCGGUUCGAUAUCGGCUGCAUCGGUUCUGAAACAGGUGAAAUGAUUCUUGAUGAACUAUUAGAAGAGAUGAUCAGCAACUGCACAGACUUGUUCCAAGCUGAAACAGUUGACAAAACCACAAUGCACAAGCUGAUUCCUUGA
Messenger RNA from Microthlaspi erraticum, 2145 nucleotides. The record is from the annotation of a GenBank genome assembly. NCBI's taxonomy places the organism in Eukaryota, Viridiplantae, Streptophyta, Magnoliopsida, Brassicales, Brassicaceae.